AUAGCAGUGUACGUACAGCUGCCCGGCUCUGCACUGCCCGCGCUGGAGUGAAGCUGUUCUGUCUUUAAACGCAAACUGCUCCUCGUCCUUAAGUAGCCUGGAAGCUGCAAAUUGUCUCGAGAUCGCUUCAGAGGUCUUAUCAAGCAGAAGGUGAUGCUAGGAGAUGAUUUAAAGGUGAAAAUGAGAAGGUUUCCACCCCUCAAACCUCGGCCACUUUUCUGACGGCAGUGCCUGAGAGCUCAGAUGUCGUCUUUACUCUGGGAACAGGAUUUGUAACAAGAGAUUUUUUUUUUUGUCCUCGUAAUCCUGAUAAAGAAGAUUAUUGGGAAGCUAUUAAAAAUCCCUUAUUGUGGUGCAGAUGGAUUUUAAAAAGUGUUAGACCUUUCCAAUGAACACUAAUAGAGUGCUCUGCUCUUGGCUGGAUUACUCAGAGAAUGGCAGUGGUCUCUGCAAUGUCCUGGGUCCUGUAUUUGUGGAUAAGUGCCUGUGCAAUGCUGCUCUGUCAGGGAUCCCUCCAUCACACUUUCCAGCAGCAUCACCUGCACAGACCAGGAAAGACUCUUUCUGUGAAUCAGAUUUUCCAGUGGGAAGGAGGAACGUGUGAAGUUAUAGCAGCACACAGAUGCUGUAAUAAGAAUCGAAUUGAGGAAAGAUCACAAACAGUAAAAUGCUCCUGUCUACCUGGGAAAGUGGCUGGGACUACACGAAACAGACCUUCCUGUGUUGAUGCUUCAAUAGUGAUUGGGAAAUGGUGGUGUGAGAUGGAGCCCUGCCUAGAAGGAGAGGAAUGUAAGACGUUGCCUGAUAAUUCUGGAUGGAUGUGUGCGACUGGCAAUAAAAUCAAGACCACCAGAAUCCACCCAAGGACCUAACAGAGCCUGCAUGGAGGCAGUGAAAGCCCAGCUGAUUUAUGAGGACAAAGUAUCAAAAGUUGAAAACCAUCUCAGCAUUUACAAGCCAAAUGGAUUUCUUAUUUGCACUCUGACUGUUUACCAGAUGACAACAGUGGCUUUACUGUGUGAAAGAGAGCAUUCUGUGGAAAUAACGCCCCUGGUUUUUGACAGCUGAAAAGAAAAAUGAAGAAAAAUGGUUCCUUUGCUAAAGUUUCUGAGAUUACAAAGUACAAACAACAGUAUAAGUUUGGAUCUACAAUUUACUUUAUACCAUUUAAAGUAUAUAUAUAGAAAUAUAUAUAUAUUAAUAUAUGAUAUUUUGAAAUAAAAGCCUCACUCUUCAAGAAAUUAAAUAGUACCACACUUUGCUGCA
This is a messenger RNA of Gallus gallus (chicken), 1266 nucleotides long. It is a transcript of the gene TAFA1, whose product is annotated as family with sequence similarity 19 member A1, C-C motif chemokine like. Bases 435 to 872 code for a protein of 145 amino acids. Lineage: Eukaryota; Metazoa; Chordata; Aves; Galliformes; Phasianidae. The record is from RefSeq and is a predicted model, not a curated record. Gene Ontology annotation, molecular function: receptor ligand activity. The transcript has 6 exons. Gene Ontology annotation, biological process: neuroblast differentiation; regulation of neuroblast proliferation; positive regulation of microglial cell activation.